AUGGAGGCGGUGCUGCCUAUCGCGCAGCCGAAGGAGGACCACUUGAGCAAGCCCACUAUACGCAUCGAGAUACCUUUACUCAGUGGGAAGAACAGUAAUGCGCCCACGAUUGUGGACAUUGCCGAGGUAAUGGCCAAGUAUCGAGAACAAUUAGGCGAAUCAUCGGAAGAUGAGGAUUACGAAGAUGGGAUGGAAGAGGAGGGCCUUGAAGGAGAAGAAGAUGACGACGAGGACAGUGACUCCAGCGAUGAUGAUGAAGAUGAAGAAGACAGCUUGGAUGAAAUUGAGGAGAGGGAGCUGAGCCCAUCAGAGAUAGAGAACAUGCUGCCCGCUGGUCCCAAGACAAACAGAUACACUGGAGUCAUCGAACGAAUUGAGCGGAUGUACGGUGGGGAAUACAGCAAAGGACGCAAACAGGACGACUACGACUUUGAGGAUUCGUUCAUUGAUGACAGCGAUUGGAAAACCUACUCUGAUGCGCCGAAGACGAAGCACGACGGUUUCUUCAUCAACAAGGGUACGCUGGAGCUGGCUAGCGAGGAGAGCGAGAGCAGCGCACAAGCCUUUCAGGAGGGAAAGAAGAAGAAGAGGAAGCGCUCGCUCGACAAAGACGGCAAGGAGAUCAAAGCCAAAGAGAGCAGCGGCGAUGCCAAGGACAAGAAAGAGCGACCGAAGAAGAAGACCAAGACGGGCAGCGCCGACUCCUCCCCCGCCAAGGAGGGCGAAGGCAAGAAAGGCAGUAAGAUCCAGGCCCUUACCUUCCAGUCCGCAUCUCCAUCGUCUGCAAGCAGCGGACAGUUCGCAGCUCCCAAGCCCAAGGCUCCCGCCGCGGCGCUCUCCCCCAGCGUCGAGUCCGCAAUCCAGGCCCUCGAGAGAGCUAUUCCCUUGCAUCCGCUUGCCGAGGGAGGGAAGAAGCGCCUGCCCAGAGAGCUGGACGCACAUCUGUACCAGGUGGCGUUGGAGGCCCGAAAGACGCACCCGCAUGGCCACAUCGCCGCAAACGUCACCCAGCGACUGAUCAAGAGUCUUCCCUUCAACGAGCGCACCCUCAAGCAUCACAUGAAGCGCGUCCUCGAGAGUAAGACGGAGGAGGAGGAGGAAAGACUGGAGGCCAAGAUAGACUCCCUGCUGGACGAGCUCAAGACCAAGGUCGACAAAAUGCGGGGCCUCAACCCGACGGCCAAGUGGAAGUGGGACCGCGAGACGGGCAACCUCCUGUGCACCAUCUUCGAAUUGGUGGACAACCGGGUGGAGCUUCACAACAAGCUGCAGUACGUCACUUCUUGCCCAGUUCGCAGAGGCCCAGCGCAGCAGUGGGCCAGUGCCGCUAACACGUGCCCGCAUCGACACAGCGAGAAGGAUACCGAGCUGAAGCUGAGUGACCGAAAGGAGCGUAAGAAGGUGGCAGAUGAGAUCGCCAAGUUCUGGCCCGCCGAUCAGAUGACGGGCGCCGACAUCCUCAAGGCGGCAUCCUGGACGUUAGUGGUGAUGACGCUCUCCAUCCGCAGGAAAAACACAAUCAUCAAAUCGAACAGGAAGCGAGCCACCGGCAAGCCCGACGGAGGCUCUACGAUCGAGGGCAAGGAGAAGGAGAAAGAAAAGGAGAAGGAAAAGAAGGACGGCAAGAAGGACAGCGCGCAGAAGGAGAGCAAGAGGGACACCGACAAGAGCAAGGCGGACAAGAAAGAAAAGAAGCAACAGAAGGAGGAGAAGAAGAAGGAGCGGAAGGAGGAGAAGAAGCUGCGAAAGGAGGAGAAGAAGAAGAGCUCUGACAAGAAGGCGUCGGGUGACGACAGGAAGGUGGCGGCCGAGCGGAAGCCAUCACCGACCACAGCGCCCCAGCCCUUGGCGUCACCACCACCACCAACCACAGCUGCGCAGGCACAACCCUCGGCCACCCCGAUCGUUCGACAAGCCGUGCCCCUCCCGCCACUGCCAUCCGUCAUCACGAGAGUCACGGCCGAAGAGGACGACGACGUCAUCAUCCUCUCUUAA
Messenger RNA from Acanthamoeba castellanii str. Neff, 1995 nucleotides. RefSeq lists its product as uncharacterized. Lineage: Eukaryota; Discosea; Longamoebia; Acanthamoebidae. The record is from RefSeq and is a predicted model, not a curated record. The transcript is spliced from 8 exons. The coding region runs from base 1 to 1995 and encodes 664 amino acids.